Molecule: messenger RNA, 513 nt
Organism: Protopolystoma xenopodis
Lineage: Eukaryota; Metazoa; Platyhelminthes; Monogenea; Polystomatidea; Polystomatidae
Source: the annotation of a GenBank genome assembly
AUGCUGAACCAACAGGAUGGUCUUGAAUGGCCAAGAAGACAAGAAUUCGGGGCGAGGACAACCGAAAGUCCUUCACUGGUGAACUUCCUACCUGGUCAGAUAGGGUUGAGGCAGCCACUGAUGGAUGAUAGCAUGAAUGAAGCAGCACGAGCAAAGACGGUCUUAGCUGUAAAACAUCAGACUAACCAAAAUGAUGCUAUUUCUGGCGGUAAUGAUGGAAUAUUCGGAAAAACGAGUGGAAAGGACCAGGGAUUGGAAAAAGAGAUUGAUAUAAACGGAAUGAAGAUGAAGGUCAGGGUAAAUAGCAGAGGGGAGAUAGAGGUAGCAGUUAACGGACAGGAAAGAGGAAGUGAAAUAUUCAACCACCUUAUGACGGAAGCAAUGAAUAUGAAAAAUUCAAUAGCUCGCAGUGAACGCCAGGGUGAGUGGUUGAGAAGGCAUGCGUGCAUUUCAUCAAUUAUUCUUUUGUGGACAGAAAUGAAUGAAAAUUUAAAUAGGAAAAAGGUGAUCUAA